UAUGGAAGGCACCCACAACAGAGGUGGUGCAGCUGAUGUGUUUUUACCAAAUUAUAAGCUUGGGAAGACGUUGGGCAUUGGUUCAUUCGGCAAAGUGAAAGUUGCAGAACAUGCUUUGACUGGGCAUAAAGUUGCGGUCAAGAUUCUCAAUCGACGUAAAAUUAAGAACAUGGAAAUGGAAGAAAAAGUAAGACGAGAGAUUAAAAUUUUGAGAUUGUUCAUGCAUCCACACAUUAUACGGUUGUAUGAGGUCAUUGAGACGCAUUCAGAUAUUUAUGUUGUUAUGGAGUAUGUCAAAUCAGGGGAGUUGUUUGACUAUAUUGUGGAGAAAGGUAGAUUACAGGAGGAAGAGGCUCGCCAUUUCUUUCAGCAGAUUAUAUCUGGCGUUGAAUAUUGUCAUCGGAACAUGGUGGUCCAUCGAGAUCUAAAGCCAGAGAACCUUUUGCUGGAUUCAAAGCGCAAUGUUAAGAUUGCUGAUUUUGGCCUUAGCAACAUAAUGCGAGAUGGUCAUUUUCUGAAAACCAGUUGUGGGAGCCCAAACUAUGCAGCCCCUGAGGUGAUAUCUGGUCGGCUGUAUGCUGGUCCUGAAGUUGAUGUUUGGAGCUGCGGGGUUAUUCUUUAUGCUCUUCUCUGUGGAACUCUUCCCUUUGAUGAUGAAAACAUUCCCAAUCUCUUCAAGAAAAUAAAGGGUGGCAUCUAUACUCUUCCCAGCCAUUUGUCUGCCGGAGCAAGGGAUCUGAUUCCCAGGAUGCUUAUUGUUGAUCCUAUGAAGCGGAUGACCAUUCCUGAAAUUCGUCAGCAUCCCUGGUUCCAAGCUCAUCUUCCUCGUUACUUGGCUGUGCCUCCACCAGAUACAAUGCAGCAAGCUAAAAAGAUUGAUGAGGACAUUCUUCAGGAGGUAGUGAAAAUGGGUUUUGAUAAGAAUCACAUAAUUGAGUCUCUUCGCAGCAGAACACAGGAUGAGGCAACAGUUACAUACUAUCUGCUUCUGGACAAUCGGUUUCGUACGGCUAGUGGCUAUCUUGGGGCUGAGUUCCAGGAAACUAUGGAAUCUGGUUUCCCUCGUUUGCAUCAGUAUGAGAGUGUUACUUCAGCUAUUUCACACCGGCUGGGAGGAUAUGUUGAUCCUCAGGGAACUGGUAUGAGGUCUCAUAUCCCUGUUGAAAGAAAAUGGGCUCUAGGACUUCAGUCACGGGCACAUCCUCGUGAAAUUAUGACGGAGGUCCUUAAAGCUCUGCAAGAAUUAAAUGUUUGCUGGAAGAAGAUUGGGCAUUACAACAUGAAAUGCAGAUGGUAUCCUUGCUUUCCUGGGCAGGGUGAAGGUAUGCAUGAUAAUAAUCUGAACAAUAACCAUUGCUUUGGUGAUGAGUCUGCCAUUGUAGAAAGUGAUGAUGUGGCUGCAAGAUCAUCCAAUGUUGUUAAGUUUGAACUUCAGCUUUACAAGACGCGGGAAGAGAAGUAUCUCCUGGACUUGCAGAGAGUGAACGGGCCGCAGCUUCUCUUCCUGGACCUCUGUGCUGCGUUCCUCGCACAACUUAGAGUACUGUAGGAAGUGAGUAAUAAAUGCAUGCUCAUAUUUGUUUGAAUUGCAUUGUUGGGUCUGCAACGAAUGUAAAUACAAAAAGUGGCGGCCUGUUGCGAUAUGCAGCUACUGAUUUAUGUUUUUUGCUUUAUAAGCUGAGACGUUGACAUAUAUUCUAGGCUCUGCCACUCAUGGGCAUUCUAUGGCAGGGCUAAACUUGUGCUUAAAUGCAUUGUAGAAUGCAACCUGACUUUGGCUAAGAAUUAACCAUUUUGUUUA
Molecule: messenger RNA, 1801 nt
Organism: Dioscorea cayenensis subsp. rotundata (Guinea yam)
Lineage: Eukaryota; Viridiplantae; Streptophyta; Magnoliopsida; Dioscoreales; Dioscoreaceae
Product: SNF1-related protein kinase catalytic subunit alpha KIN10-like
Biological process (GO): protein phosphorylation; intracellular signal transduction
Molecular function (GO): protein binding; protein serine/threonine kinase activity; ATP binding
Source: RefSeq, a predicted model, not a curated record